GAUGGUGACAUCAAGUCAGUUGCAUCGCCACUCUCAGCGAUUGAUGAGAGGUGGACGUUGCGUAAUAAAUAACGGUACAACUAGUUUAAUAACAAGCAUAACAAGUUGAUAAGCAGUUGUAAUCAUGUUUCUGGAAGUGAUCGUUGCUUUGGUCGUCGGUGUACUAACACUAUGGACCUAUGCCUUUUUAAAAAAUUACAUCAAGUUGAAGAAUAUUCCAGCACCGACAGUAUGGCCAAUCAUCGGAACUGCAUUGGAAUUCAAGGAUCCAGAAGAGUCCAUGUAUAUUUUCCCGAACUUGAUGAAACGUCUAAAAUCGAAAACGCUGCGAAUGCACAUGGGAUUUCGCACUGUAUUGGUAACAGCUGAUUAUACUCUAAUUGAACGUGUCCUUGGCAGUCCCACAUUAACUCACAAAACGUAUUUUCAUUUUAUUCCAUGGUUGGGACAUGGAUUAUUUACGUCAUCCGGGGAUAAAUGGCGUAAAGCAAGAAAAUUGAUAACACCGACGUUUCAUUUUAAAAUUUUGGAGCAAUUUCUGGACGUGUUUAAUUCAAAUGGUGUUAUUUUAAUCAAUAAACUCAAGAAUGAAGUUGGCAACACCAGUGUCGAAGUUCAAACGCUUAUGAGUCGAUGUACUCUAGAUAUUAUUUGUGAAACUGCAAUGGGUCUAUCUGUGAAUGCCCAAACAGAAGAAUCUUCUGAAUAUGCUAAAUGUAUUCAUGAUAUUACAUAUCUUGUCAAUGCCAGAGCUUUUACACCUUUGUAUAACAUUGAGUGGAUUUAUAAAAGAACUAAAAUGCAUAAAGAUGAACAAGCAAUACUAAAAGUUUUACACGGACAUACAGAUUCUGUAAUUAAAACACGUCGCUUGAAGUUACAAGAAGAAGCAGAUAAAAAAGAAGUUGGGAGAGUUGCAGAAAACGAAGAUGAUUUCGGACGCAAGAAAAAGGUACCAUUUUUGGAUAUGUUACUGCAAAGUACAAUUGAUGGUAGACCAUUGAAUGAUAAGGAACUACGUGACGAAGUUUCUACGUUUAUGUUUGCUGGUCAUGACACAACUUCUGUUGCGAUGAGUUUUACACUAUUUGCGAUUGCGAAUCAUCCAGAAGUGCAAAAGAAAGCAUUUGAUGAAUUAUACAAUAUUUUCGGUAGUGAUAAGGAACGAAUGUGUACAACCACUGAUCUCAAUGAAAUGAAGUAUCUUGAAAUGGUUAUUAAGGAAUCUUUAAGGAUGUAUCCUUCAGCACCGUUAUUCAGUAGGACUGUAUCCGAAAAUCUUGACUACAAUGGUACUGUUAUUCCACCUGGUAUUCCAAUUUUAUUCCUACCUUACAGUAUCCAUCACGAUCCUGACCACUUCCCUGAUCCAGAAAAAUUCGAUCCGGAACGUUUUAGUCCAGAAAACUACGACGGAAAGAAACCUUUCAGUUUUAUUCCAUUCAGCGCAGGACCAAGAAACUGUCUCGGGCAAAAAUACGCCAUGAUGGAAAUGAAAUGUCUCCUGAGUAUGAUUCUACGUCAAUUUGAGUUGAAACCUGCGAGUCCCGUACAUAAACUUGAACUUCGCUCAGCGAUUAUAUUAAAGUCCUUGACCGGUAUUAAAAUACAGUUUGCGGAGAGGAAAUAUUAACUUAUUAAUUUAUUUACUUAGAUUUUAUAACACAUUUUAUAAUAAGUGUGAAAUUUGUACACAAAUAUACACUUAAUUAGUAUAUACUUGUAAAAUAUACAAAAUAAAGUUAUUUUAGUCUAAAAACAAAAAUUAAAGAAAUAUAA
Molecule: messenger RNA, 1779 nt
Organism: Dalotia coriaria
Lineage: Eukaryota; Metazoa; Arthropoda; Insecta; Coleoptera; Staphylinidae
Product: cytochrome P450 4c3-like
Exons: 5
Coding region: 125-1633 (502 amino acids)
Molecular function (GO): iron ion binding; oxidoreductase activity, acting on paired donors, with incorporation or reduction of molecular oxygen; monooxygenase activity
Source: RefSeq, a predicted model, not a curated record